Messenger RNA from Empidonax traillii (willow flycatcher), 1254 nucleotides. RefSeq names its product zinc finger MYND-type containing 12 (gene ZMYND12). The coding region runs from base 16 to 1086 and encodes 356 amino acids. The record is from RefSeq and is a predicted model, not a curated record. Gene Ontology annotation, molecular function: protein binding. The transcript is spliced from 8 exons. Lineage: Eukaryota; Metazoa; Chordata; Aves; Passeriformes; Tyrannidae.
GGCCCCGGGCCGAGCAUGGCGGGCCGGCCCCGCUGCGAGCUGUGCGGGAGCCGCCCGGCCCCGCGGGUCUGCCCCCGCUGCCGCCUCGUCCGAUACUGCGAUGCCUCUCACCAGGGGGCCGACUGGAACAGCAUCCACGAGAAGAUCUGCCCCCUGCUCAUCCCACCCCAGCCCUGCUUCCACUCAGAGAGGGACAGAAAACACGGCAAGGAGCAGCUGCUGAGGAGGCAGAAAUCCAUCGUGGAGGUGGCUCUCAGGGCUGCCCAGGAGUUCCUUUGGGAAGGGAAGGCCCUGCAAGCCCUCCCCGCAGCCCUGCAGGCCCUUCGCUUCAGCGCCCGCGUGUUCGGCUGGAGCUCCGUGCAGCUGGUGCCCGUUUAUCUCCUCCUGGCUGAGGCCUCCACGGGCACUGGGAAUCUCCGACAGGCAUCCAAGUACCUGUCUGAGGCCGAGUGGAUCGUCCUGCAGACCCCAGACUGCCCUGCUGCUGUGCAGUCCAGGUUACACCGUGGGCUGGGGCUCUUCUGUGUCGCUCAAGGAAACCUUGACGAGGCUUUGUAUCACCUGGCCACUGAUGUUUAUCUUGCUACUUCUGCCUUUGGAGUGGAUGCCAUUGAGGUCUCUGGAGGGUAUUUCCACAUGGCCAACAUUUUCCUCCGCCAGAAUAAAGUGGAUGUGGCAAACUCACUCUACUCUGAGGUGACCAGGCUGUGGCAUUCCUGGCUGCUGAGCUCACUGCAGGAGCACCAGGGACGGCUCCGGUGGCUCCGGGCCCGCGCCGAGGCGGCUCCGUGGGCCGACGAUGAGGAGGUGGCCGAGGACAGGAUGACCAAAGCCCUGCAGGAAGAGGCGACGCGGGUGCUGCAGGCCCUGCUGGGGGUCAGGGAGCAGCAGCAGCUCCCCGAGGAAACAGCCCAAAUCCUGCACGCCCUGGCCAUGCUCCACUACCUGGGCCUGGAUUUGGAGAAGGCCCGGGAGGUGGGGAUGAAAGCCUUCGACCUGGCCAAAGAGCUGCCCCAGCAAGAGUCUCUAGAAACCAUUGGUCACCUGUUGGAGCUGAUUAAUGCCAACUUUUCCCACAUAAAAUAAGAACUGGCUCUGCCAGAUCCAGGUGUUUGGCCAGGUUAUCUCUUCCCAAGGUUCCUGGACACCACAGGCGUCACGAGCCCUCCCUCCUUCUCGCUGCUGCCUCUUCCCAGCUCUUGUUCCCUGGCUGUCCUGAACUCUUUGGAAAGUAAACACUUUGGUCUGAGUUAA